Nicotiana attenuata is the source of this 3220-nucleotide messenger RNA. RefSeq names its product ribonuclease J-like. The record is from RefSeq and is a predicted model, not a curated record. The coding region runs from base 172 to 2781 and encodes 869 amino acids. The transcript is spliced from 17 exons. Lineage: Eukaryota; Viridiplantae; Streptophyta; Magnoliopsida; Solanales; Solanaceae.
CUCAUCUUCCCAUUUAUCUCACUCUAUUCAUUCCUCCCCUUAAACCUCUGCACAGCAAUAAACCAUUUUAUACCUCUUGAAUUUAAAGUUCUUGUUGCACCUUACUGUUAGCUAAAUAUCCAUUACUCUUCCUUUAAUUGAAUUACUUAUAUACUGGGGUAAUUUAUAUAUAUGGCCUCUCUCAGUGCUAUUUCACUCUGUCCCUACAAACUAUGUUGUCAAUUAAACCAUAACAAUCGAUACAUUUCUUGUUCUAUGCCCUCCUCUACUAAUAUAGGCGUGCGUGGAUCUAAAGGUCCUCAUAAAAUACCUGCAAAAACUGAGGGGGCAGGAAGAAGUAUUGACGACUCUGUCCAACGAAGGAUGGAACAAUUUUAUGAGGGCUCUGAUGGCCCGCCUUUACGUGUUCUUCCUAUUGGUGGUCUGGGAGAAAUUGGGAUGAAUUGCAUGCUUGUUGGUAAUUAUGAUCGAUAUAUUCUUAUCGAUGCUGGAGUAAUGUUCCCAGGCGAUGAUGAUCUUGGUGUCCAGAAGAUUAUUCCUGAUACAACUUUUAUUAAAAAAUGGAACCACAAGAUUGAAGCAGUUAUCAUAACCCAUGGACAUGAAGAUCACAUUGGCGCGUUGCCUUGGGUAAUCCCUGCACUGGAUUCACAGACACCGAUUUUUGCAUCAUCAUUCACAAUGCAGCUAAUUAAAAAAAGACUGAAGGAGUUUGGAAUCUUUGUUCCAUCUAGGCUCAAGGAAUUUAUAACAAGACGGAAAUUUACUGCUGGGCCCUUUGAGGUAGAAUCUAUCAGGGUUACACAUUCUAUUCCUGAUUGUAGUGGACUAGUUCUACGCUGUGCUAACGGUACCAUUCUCCACACAGGCGACUGGAAGAUAGAUGAGUCACCACUGGAUGGGAAAGUUUUUGAUCGUGAGGCCCUCGAGGAACUCUCGAAAGAAGGAGUUACUUUGAUGAUGAGUGAUUCGACAAAUGUCCUUUCCCCUGGAAGAACACUCAGUGAGACUGUAGUUGCAGAUUCGUUGCUGAGACAUAUUUCAGCUGCCAAAGGAAGGGUUAUUACUACUCAGUUUGCAUCGAAUAUUCAUCGUCUUGGAAGUGUUAAAGCUGCAGCUGAUUUGACUGGCAGAAAGCUGGUAUUUGUCGGCAUGUCUUUGAGAACAUAUCUUGAUGCUGCAUGGAAAGAUGGGAACGCACCAAUUGAUCCGUCAACUCUGGUGAAAGUGGAGGAUAUUGAUGCUUAUGCCCCAAAGGAUUUGCUGAUAGUGACAACAGGCUCUCAAGCUGAACCACGUGCUGCAUUAAAUCUUGCAUCCUAUGGCAGUAGUCAUUCGCUCAAGUUGAACAAAGAUGAUGUAAUUUUGUAUUCAGCCAAGGUGAUUCCUGGUAAUGGUUCUCGGGUGAUGAAAAUGCUAAACCGUAUAUCAGAUAUAGGAUCAACAAUUGUGAUGGGAAAGAAUGAGCUGCUGCAUACAUCUGGCCAUGCUCAUCGGGAGGAGCUGGAAGAAGUGCUGAAAAUUGUGAAACCACAACAUUUUCUUCCUAUUCAUGGUGAACUCUUGUUCCUGAAAGAGCAUGAAUUACUGGGGAGAUCAACUGGAAUUCAUCACACAGCUGUCAUCAAGAAUGGAGAGAUGCUUGGAAUCUCACAUUUGAGGAAUAGAAAAGUACUAUCCAAUGGAUUCAUUUCCCUAGGGAAGGAGAAUUUGCAGUUGAUGUAUAGUGAUGGUGACAAAGCAUUUGGUACAGCUGCUGAACUUUGUGUUGAUGAGAGGCUAAGAAUUGCAUCUGAUGGUCUUAUCGUGGUCAGUAUGGAAGUUUUACGUCCUCAAUUUGCAGACAGUAUAGCAGAGAAAACCUUGAACGGAAAAAUAAGAAUUACUACACGCUGCUUGUGGCUCGACAAGGGGAAACUUUUGGAUGCACUCCAUAAAGCUGCACAUGCUGCAUUGUCAAGCUGUCCUGUGAAUUGCCCGCUCUCCCACAUGGAAAGAACUGUGUCUGAAGUUCUAAGAAAAAUGGUCAGGAAGUACAGUUGUAAAAAGCCUGAAGUUAUUGCCAUUGCUUUAGAAAAAACUGCAGGAGCCCCGGCAGACGAGAUCAAUGGAAAACUUUCUAGAAAGGCAGAUGUUUGUUCUGGUAUUUCUGCCUUUAGAAAAGUGUUGGAUGGAGAUCCGAGGAAAAGACCGCCAAGUCCAACAAACACAGAAGAAUGCAAUGCCCAUGCUUAUCCAACUAAUGAUGCAGAACAGCAAGUCAAAGGUGAUGAUAUGCGUGCUGAGAGAUUUAUGCAUGAGGAAGCAAUUACUUCAAGUUCAAACUCACAGGAUAAUUUCUCUUCCGGUGAGAGUAUGUCAGAUAUAACAUCAUCACCAGUAGAUCAGUUACAACAAGGUAUGCCUGCUGAUUUGUCACAAGCAGGAUCUGAAGAAAUGUUCAGAAAAGUGAGCAUCGGCCUUGAUUUAAACUUGCUAGAGCCUAAGUUGCAAUCUUCAAAACCUUUGAAGAGGAACAGAUGGAAACCUGAAGAGGUUAAGAAAUUGAUUAAAAUCCGGGGGGAACUCCACGGCAGGUUUCAGGUUGUCCGGGGACGGAUGGCACUUUGGGAAGAGAUAUCUUCAAGAUUAGUGUCUGGUGGAAUCAAUCGGACUCCUGCACAGUGUAAAUCUCAGUGGGCUUCUCAAGUUAAAAAAUAUGAGGCAAGCAAGAAUGAUAAGAAGAGCCAGGAAAAAGUUGCUUACUUUGUGGACAUGAGUAACAUCUUGUCUCUGAAAUGAAUGACAUUGUACUCGAGGAUAGUGCUUGUGGAGGCAAUUCUUCCAUAAUGGGAUGUCAGCAAUGAGAUUCUUCCAAACGAGUCCAACUCGCUUAAACAUAGGAUGUGGACUAGGGCUGCAUCAUUGUGCUGGCAACUCUCUUCAUUCCCAUGCUAGUUAUCUGCAGCCUGGUGUUUGAAGCAAGAAUGUUAGAGAUGGGAUUAGGGUGGAAAAAGAAUGUGAACUUGUUGAGGGUUUGAAGGUAGAUUUUGUGUAUUCUUUAUUUUGGGGCCUGUAAUGGUUAUACAUGCAGUAAUGAUACGAGUGAUUCACUACACUGUUCUCUCAAAAUAUAAAUGCACUUGUCCCUUUCCCUUUUUGAAUUAAUCUUGCGCUGGCUGUCAUUGUCCUGUAAUUUCUUUCAUUCUAGUUAAAGGAGAAAUGAUCAACUUUUCAUUCU